This is a messenger RNA of Penicillium waksmanii, 1356 nucleotides long. Its product is annotated as Phosphoesterase. The transcript is spliced from 2 exons. Lineage: Eukaryota; Fungi; Ascomycota; Eurotiomycetes; Eurotiales; Aspergillaceae. Gene Ontology annotation, molecular function: hydrolase activity, acting on ester bonds. Bases 1 to 1356 code for a protein of 451 amino acids. The record is from RefSeq and is a predicted model, not a curated record. Gene Ontology annotation, biological process: phospholipid catabolic process.
AUGCACGCUAGCGCACUUGUCGGCCUUUUGGCUUUCGCGGCUGCGGCGUCAGCCAUUCCUUCCAACCCUCAUCAAGCUCAUUCGACUUCCUCAAUCCAUAAUCUCAAGUCCAAGAUUAAGAAUGUUGUUGUUCUCUGCAUGGAAAACCGCUCGCUUGACAACCUCCUUGGUGGUCAGACGAUCAAGGGCCUAGAGAACCCGAUCAACAACGGGCCUUUCUGCAACCCGUACAAUGUGACUGAUCCUUCCCAAGGGCAUCAUUGUACCGAGGCCAGAGAUUAUGACUCUGUUACCGAUGACCCCAGUCACGCAGUCACUGGCAAUACCAUGGAGUUCUAUAGUAACUGGACCCCGGACAAUUAUUUGAUUGCUGAGGGAAAGUUGCACCCCAACAACAAGGGGUUUAUCCACGAGCAGAUUCAUAACUAUGGCUCUUCUGCCAACAAAUCUGUUUUGGCUCACCAGGUCAUGAAUUACUACACCGAGGAUCAAGUUCCUGUUUUAACCUCCCUGGUCAAGAAUUAUCUGACAUUCAACCACUGGCACUCCGAUAUUGCAGGCCCUACCUGCCCCAAUCGUUUUGCCCUUGUCGCCGGUACGUCUGGUGGCCAUGGAAAGAACGAUGAUAGCUUCGGAACCUAUGCCUUCGAUCAGCGCUCGAUUUUCCAGCAGUUAGGAGAGACCAACCACACUUGGCUCAACUACUGGGACACGGCUGGUGGUACCGGCCCUGAAGCCGAGUGGUUCUCAUGGACUAAAUCCAGCAACAACACCGACAAGGUUGUGCCAAUCACUCAAUUCUACACCGAUGCCGCCAAGGGAGCGUUACCUGAAUUUUCCUACCUGAACCCUUCGUGCUGUGGCGUUGGAACCACCUCUAUGCACGACAGUGGUUUGAUUUCAGAUGGCGAGGCUUUCAUCAAAAAGGUCUAUGAGUCUCUUCGUUCCGGCCCCCAGUGGAAGGAGACUCUUUUCAUUCUCACCUUUGACGAGACUGGUGGAUUCCACGAUCAUGUCCCUCCUCCUCUUGCAACCCGCCCCGAUGAUCUGACCUACACUGAGAAGGCUGCAAAUGGAGAAGAGUAUACUUAUGAAUUUAACCGCCUGGGAGGCCGUAUUCCGACUCUUCUUAUCUCCCCCUGGGUUGGCCAGGGAUUUGUUGAGCAGAAGGGCACGAGCAACGAUGGUAAGACUGUCUCAUACUCGGCCAGCUCCCUUCUACGUACCCUUGGUUAUCUUUGGGAUUUUGAGCCAUUCACCCCUCGUGUUGAUGAUGCUGCAUCAUUCGAGCAUUUGGUCCAGAGCAGCCCUCGCAAGAACACCCCUGCCACGCUACCUAGCCCUGCUGCAUUUUAG